Messenger RNA from Lodderomyces margitis, 432 nucleotides. RefSeq lists its product as uncharacterized. The transcript has a single exon. NCBI's taxonomy places the organism in Eukaryota, Fungi, Ascomycota, Pichiomycetes, Serinales, Debaryomycetaceae. The coding region runs from base 1 to 432 and encodes 143 amino acids. The record is from RefSeq and is a predicted model, not a curated record.
AUGUCACUAUUAUUCAACUUUAAGACCUUUGUAUUUGGUUUGUUUGUCUACUACACCACAUACUUGCACUACUACAAAUGUCCAUCAUUAACCCCCAUUGUUGAAUUGGAAAACAAGAUUUUACAUCCAUUAUCCAACCAGCACUCAAUCCUUUGUGAAUUGGUCAAUGGUGGCAUUGAAAAAGCUGAACCUUAUGUGAAACAAGCCCACACCUUUUUGGAUAACAAUGUUCAUUCUCAUCCAUUAUUUAUUGAAUACAAGAUUGAAGAAUACAUCCAAUGUGCUCACAAUAGAUUCUCCACUUAUAUUUACCCAUUGGUUCACCAAUUGUAUGAGUUUACUGACGUUGCUGAAACUCGUGUUUAUGAUGAAGUUACUGCUUAUUACAAGCAAGCUGAAGAAUUUGUUCAUGGUAAAUUGAAACAAGAUUAG